GGAAAAUGAGUGCCAACAGCACCCUCCUGGACCGGAUCAUUUUCCACCCGACUUUGUGCGACCGGUGGAAGUUCUUUUCUGAAGGAGCCACCUACCACCUGGCCGGCUGCAUCCUCCUCCUGGGGUUCAUGGGAGGAAGCGGCACCUUUGGGGCCAUCUACAUCUUCGGCUUCCUGGCCACCGGCUUCUUCUGCUUGGCUCUCUGGGGCUGGCUGGACGCCUGCGGAGUCGACGUCUUCACCUGGAACGUGCUUUUGGUCCUGAUCUGCGCGCUGCAGUUGGCGCAUCUGGUCUACCAGCUCCGGAAGGACACGGUGCCCAGAGACUUCGAGCGGCUCUACAAGCAGGUGUGCCAGCCACUUCAAGUGCCCCCCCAGGUAUACAAAGAGAUUGUCGAGUGCUGCGAGGAACGGGUCCUGCCCUUGGCCCGAGACCAGACCUAUGCCGUGGAGGGCAAGACGGCCAUCGAUCGGCUGUCCCUCUUGCUGUCGGGCAGGAUCCGGGUGAGUCAGGAUGGGCAGUUUCUGCAUUACAUCUUCCCAUAUCAGUUCCUGGAUUCUCCAGAGUGGGAGUCGCUGCCGCCAUCUGAAGAAGGCACAUUUCAGGUCACCCUGACGGCGGAGACGGAUUGCAGCUUUGUCACGUGGCCACGGAGGCAGCUCUACUCGCUGCUGGCCAAAGAGCGCUACAUCGCCCGUCUCUUCUCGGUCCUCCUCGGCUACGACAUCUCCGAGAAGCUGUACGCCUUGAACGAGAAGCUGUUUGCCAAGUUCGGCCUGCGCUUCGACAUCCGCCUGCCCAGCCUCUACCACGUCCUGGCGCCCGCCACUCCAGACGCCGAUGCGGAGCCGGAACCGGAACCGGUGGAGCCGGAGGAACCGCCCAUGCCCUUACGGCCACCGUUGCCGACCUUUGUCCAGACAUCCCCCGUGGCCUCUUCCGCGCCUCCUCCCACUGCCCCCCGCGGCCCUGUCAGGAUAUUUCGGCCUGACAGUGACCUGUCCGGUGAGGACUCUACCAGUCUUGUACUGGAAGAUUUUGCUGAAUUGACGGGGUCCUUUAUGGACUAUGUGAGCGAAGGGGAGUAUAUGAAAGAUAAUCGCCAGGCCCUCGCAAAAGGGCGAGCCCCGCUGGCCCCCACUCAGACCCCAGAACUCUAG
This is a messenger RNA of Euleptes europaea (tarantolino), 1160 nucleotides long. It is a transcript of the gene POPDC2, whose product is annotated as popeye domain containing 2. Gene Ontology annotation, molecular function: cAMP binding. NCBI's taxonomy places the organism in Eukaryota, Metazoa, Chordata, Lepidosauria, Squamata, Sphaerodactylidae. The coding region runs from base 6 to 1160 and encodes 384 amino acids. Gene Ontology annotation, cellular component: sarcolemma. The transcript has 4 exons. The record is from RefSeq and is a predicted model, not a curated record.